GAGUUCCGGUGAGAGGAAAUAAAGAGACGUGGCGAGAGAGAGAGAGAGGAGAAAAAAAAUCGGUGAAUAUCGGUGCCUUCAAAGUUGUUUUGUCCUUGAUUGAGAUUUGGAGCGGUACCUGUGUGUGUGUGUUGAGCCGGGUUCAGGAUAUACACUUUAUGCUAAAUGGGUGAUUACGGGUUCGCAUUACAGUUGGCUCUCCUGAGCAGUAGCGGCGGCUGUAAGCGUCUCCCUCUCAGUCUCCCUCUCGCGUCCUUUUCAUCGCCCAAGCAACGUAGCAGUCCGACCAAUGUGGUGUACGAUAUCCUCAAUAAUAACUCGUCUCUGUUUCUCCCCCUUGCAGCUCAGCAAACCAUGCAGGAUGAUUUACUGAUGGACAAAAGCAAAGAGCAGCAGCAGCAGCAGGACCCAGCGAACAUCGAGCCUCCUUCGACACCGACUCCUUCACCGUCCGAGCCGGCGAUCUCUGAGGACAGCAGCCCGUCGAGCGGGAGCAGCCAGCCGCCUUCGGUCCAAAGCAGCAAAGAGAAAGCAGCGAUGGAGUCGCCGAUCCUGCCGGGUCUGGGCUUCCCGGAGACCGGCGGAAAUUCCUUGUCUCCGUCGUUCGCGAGCACUUGGUCAUCUGGAACAGCGAACGCAGUGGACGAUAGUUUUUUCCAAGGAAUCCCGUCGGUGAACGGCACCAUGCUUUUCCAGAACUUCCCGCACCAUGUCAAUCCGGUUUUCGGAGGCGGAUUUUCUCCGCAGAUCGGCUUGUCACAGCAGCAGCAAGUACAACCGCAACCGCAGAGGAGAUCUCCGGUCAGCCCGAACAACCAGGCUGCUUUUCCUCAGCGGAACGCAUACAGCCACCAGGCCGUCGUGAACAGCAAGGCCUCGCCGUCCUCUUCGUCGUCGGCGUGGAAUGCUCAGCAGAGCGCCGUAUGGAGCUCCGGCUCUAACCCCUGGAGCGGGCUGCCGGCCGGCCGGGACCCGCGGAGAGCCGUCGGAGUCGGCCUCCCUUCGGCUCUUAACCCCAUCUCUCCGAUGAAGAAGCCCUACCCGACUAAUGUCAUCGCCCCGCCGAAGUUCCCCAGAGCUGCCCCGCUUACCCCAAAACCCUGGCUGGAGGACAACACCUUCAGGACCGACAACAGCAACAUGUUACCUUUUCAGGACCGGAAUCGGCCCUUUGAUCCAUUUAGCUUGCAAACUUUGGAGAAUUCCUUAAUGGAUAUGAUAAGGACUGACCACGACAAAGGUAAACACCACCCUGUCGGGGGCCCACCAAUGACUAUCGCUGAUAUUGUAUGGAGGAAUCAUUUUGCAGGACGCAUGGGUCUGAACUUUCACCACCCAGCAGCAGAACAUAUAAUGCCACUGACCAGGAGUUAUGGUCGCAGAAGAGGUCGCUCAUCACUGUUUCCUUUUGAGGAUGGCUUUUUGGAUGAUGCUCAUGGAGAUCAGUCUCUAACUCCAGGGCUGAACUCCCCCACUCGCUGUCAGAACGGUGAGAGGAUGGAGCGCUAUUCCAGGAAAGUCUUUGUUGGUGGACUGCCUCCAGACAUCGACGAAGAUGAGAUCACCAAUAGUUUCCGUCGCUAUGGACACCUCGUAGUGGACUGGCCCCAUAAAGCGGAAAGCAAGUCCUACUUUCCUCCUAAAGGUUACGCCUUCCUGCUUUUCCAGGAAGAAAGUUCAGUUCAGGCUCUCAUUGAUGCCUGCAUUGAGGAAGAUGGAAAACUCUAUUUGUGCGUCUCCAGUCCCACCAUUAAAGACAAACCAGUCCAGAUCCGCCCAUGGAAUCUGAGCGACAGUGACUUUGUGAUGGACGGCUCUCAGCCUCUGGACCCUCGCAAGACCAUCUUUGUGGGAGGAGUCCCUCGACCUCUGCGUGCAGUGGAGUUGGCAAUGAUUAUGGACCGGCUGUAUGGAGGUGUGUGCUAUGCUGGCAUUGAUACUGACCCUGAGCUGAAGUAUCCUAAAGGAGCAGGCCGAGUGGCCUUCUCUAACCAGCAGAGCUACAUUGCUGCCAUCAGCGCUCGAUUCGUCCAGUUGCAGCACAAUGACAUCGACAAGCGGGUGGAGGUGAAGCCGUACGUGCUGGACGAUCAGAUGUGUGACGAGUGUCAGGGUGCACGCUGUGGGGGCAAGUUCGCCCCGUUCUUCUGUGCCAAUGUCACCUGCCUGCAGUACUACUGUGAGUACUGCUGGGCCAGCAUCCACUCACGCGCUGGCCGGGAGUUCCACAAACCGCUGGUGAAGGAGGGAGGAGACCGACCACGCCACGUCUCCUUCCGCUGGAGCUGAUGGAGGAGUCACUUGUCCUCCCCCCCUCAAUUCACUCCCAUCAUCCCCUCCAACCGACUAACUACCACCAUCACCACCACAACCGAAGAAAGAUAACCUGGGUCGUCUUUUUAUCCUUUUUUUUUUUUUUUUUAUAAAUCAUGGCUCUUAAUCUCUUUGUCCACCAUACUCUCUGCUAAUGAACAUUCAGUUGAAUAAGAAUUUUGAGUCUUUCUGCUCAUAAAUUUGCACUUUGGCACACGUGUACACUUGAUGUUAGUUAGGUCAUGACAAAUACUGGUUCCCUCCCCCACGAGUUUACUUUAAGUUCCUCUUGAUUGUCAGACAGUGUUUCCCAGUAGGCAUCAUUAGACAAGAGUGAGACCCCCCCCCCCACACACACAUUUAUUUUUAUAUAUAUAUAUAUAUAUAUAUAUAUAUAUAUAUAUAUAUAUAUAUAUAUAUAAAAUUACACACACACACACACUUCCUUUUUUAUUUUAAUUUUUUUUUUAUAAAGGAGCAUGCACUUGUUUUCAGAAAACCUAUCUUGUUGCCCCAAGUAGAAAAUAUGAGGGAACAAAAUUACCAAAGGUGAAAAAUCAACCUUCAUUAAGGAUAAAAAAAAAAAAAUAAUAAUUAUUCAUAAAUGAAUCUAAAAUUGGAAUACGCCUAUUUGGUCUCCAUUUUGAAAAUAGUUCAGUUAAUACCUCGUGCACAAUCAAAAAAAUUUUUUUGCUUAUUUUUAGGCCUUUAUUUUUUUAAAUAUUUUUUAUUUUAGUGUUAUGUACAUGUAAUGCUGCAAUAGCUUUUGCUGCUAAAUCCAUGGUAUAUAGAUGUAUACCAUAGUACUUUAUUCAGGCUGGGGAGUGGAUGAGAAUUGGUUCGGGCGCCUGGUUGGGAGGUGAACAGGCUGGUGUGGGAGCGAGCAUCAGCCUCGGUGCAGUCGGCAUUCGCCCCUGAACUGCAUGUUUAUCCAAAUCAGGUCGCUGCAUGCAAUAGAAUUUUCAGUAUCGAGUCUAUUAUUCAUCUUGGCCCACUUUGCACAUGGUAGACGAGGACACAGAGCAGGAAAGCGCACAGGAAACGGAGACGCAGUGAGGGGAAGCCCAUCUCACUCAGUGGCUCGAUUUCUAUCUCGCUCAUCAUAUCAUGUCAAAAGCUAAAAGUGUGAGCAGACGACUAACCGGCAGUUCUGAUUUCAAAGGCCUAGAUGUAGGAUAAGCCUUCACACAACCUGUGUCUAGUAGGUGAAGAACAUUUUCUUUUCCAGUGAUUGUUAAUAUAAUUGUGCAAUUUUUUUAUACAGUAUGUAGUUAGGUUUGAGUAUAUGCCUAGAACUGUGAUUUCGCUUUAACUGUUCUUGAUGUCUAACAAGUCCUGUGAAUACUUCAUAAUCAGUGUGUGUGUACACACACACAUGCAUACAGUCUUCCCUAUCCCUCUGUUCCGUAUGCGUGCACGCACACACUUUUUUGAUAGUUCUCACUCACACAGGAUAUGUAAAAACUACCAACACCAUUCACUAGAACUAAUACCACGUCAGGCCUUGUCGUUUCUGCCUGACUAGUCAAGUGAUUCGUAGACAAAAAGAAAAUACUGCAGUUGUGUGUGUGUGUGUUUUUCCCCUCAAAGACCCACAUAAAGAAUUCAGACAGUGUGACUGCAGCACAUUGGAUUAUCACCAGAACAUUGUGUGCUCGCUGCAUUUAUAUAUCUAUAUAUCUAUAUAUACAGAGUUUCCUGCAAAGCUUGAAUAGAACCAAUCUGCUAACAAUGAUGGUGGAUAUUUUUAAGACUACGAUAUGGGCUUGAAAGAAAGAGUGGACAAGUGGGAGUUUCGGAGAACACAAGUAUUGGCUGCUGAUGUGAUGCGUUUAAAAGUGAGAAGGGCUUUACGAGCCUGCGACAGUCCCGAGCUCGGUGUUUCAUGCAGGGAAUCGUAAAUCAUCCCAUCCCUUUUUCCUGUAGUGGCGUGUCACGCUGGAAAAGGCUGCAGCAAACGUGACUCGGGUUUUUAAACCUAAACUGUCACCUUUAGGAUGGAACUCCUUUGUUUGCUUUUGGAAAAAAAAAUGUUAAACAAGAGCUACUUUUUUACUGAUGGAAAAACAAAACAAAACAGAAAACUAAUCAUGAAUAGCAAUGAGGAUCCUUAUGGACGUGAAUUCUGGGGGGUUUGUGAUAUUUCCUUCCCAACCCAGAAGGGUUUUCUAGAUCUGUUCCUUUUCUGUAAUAGACAUUUGUUAUGCACUACUCUUUGUAUGUAGAUGGUUAGCUAUCAGUCAGCUAUUUUUUUUUUUUUUUGAGAGCGAGAUGGGGAGAGAGGGAGAAUAGAAAAUGUGUGCUUUCUGACUGACGUGAUCUUUUGCAAUACCUCAAUUUUGAAAUAUAGGAGAGAAAUCAAUAUUUUCUAAGUAAGUUUAUUCAAAUACAAAAUAUAUAUUAAUUUAAAUUUGCAAGAAAAUGAUUUAACAGAUGGUUAAUUUUAUUUUUGUCAUGUUUCUUUUGCUUUUAUGUUAAUUUUAUUUUUUUGAAAAAAAAAGAAAAAGCAACUGAAGGAGCUAGAGCUUUAUAACUUUAAUAGAGUAAGAGUCAGCUGAAGUAAAGAGACGACAUUAACACGGCGUAAAUGGAGAGAGAUUCAGCACCUGCACGCCAGUGUUAAAAAAUAAAAAAAGGAAAAAAAAAGUUAAUACAAAAUUCUACUCCAGGAAAAAAAAAAAAAAAAGACAUGGAGUUGACAUCCAUUAGGUGCUUAAAAAGUCAACUUGCGAUACUUCCCUUGGUUUUGUAUGUUUAUAAUCAGUCAUUUACUGACCAGUGAAACGAAACUUUUUUUUUUUUUUAAAUAAAAAUCUUUUUUUAUGUUUAAGUGUAGCCCAUUUGUUUUGUAAAAGUAAAUCACCCUACUUUGUUAACCCGACCUAAUUUAAGCUAAACUGGUCUUCGAGGGUUUUUGAUUAAAUGGAGAAAAAGGAAAGGUUUUUUUUUUUUUUAAAGAAAAUAAACACACAAAGAUCCAAACAGUUUCAGCUGUAACUUGAUCGAAAGCCCCCGAGGUGCAUCAGCAGCGGGGUGGCCUUCUCUUCACUGAAGACUUGAAUUAGUCCCUUUUUUUUUUUAAGGCUAUAACCUUGAUUCUUUGUUGUAAUGUGCAAUACUGUUUGUACUGUUUGUAAAAAAGGAAAAAAAAAAGAAAAGAAAAAAGAGGCAUAAAUCUUUAUUGCAGAUUUAUUUUCAUUGCAAGCAUUGUGAUUCACUAAAAUCAUUUUCUACUGUGUAUUUACCUACUCUACAUGCUAGUACCUUCCAGUGGUAAUGUAGCCUUUAUACUGAGAAAUUUUUCAUUAUUUUUAGAGAUUUUUUGCAAAAAAGAAACAAAUUAAAACAUUUACAUAUUUCUUCUUUUUUUAUUUUGUAUUUCUUUACAGAGUUAUUUCUCAACCAUUAAUAUUGGCUAUUUCUGGGGGAGACUUUCAUAUCUGGUCAAUGUCGUUAAUAUUAUUUUGUAUUUUUACUUGGAGUAAAUUAAUUUUAUGAUGCUAAUUCUUUUAAAAAAAAAUUUUUUCUUUUUGUUCAUUUUAUUUGAUGAAGCUGAGAACCUUUGUAAUGUUACUAAAGUGUCUAGAUUUUUGAAAUUGCAAAGCUUUGUGUUAACUCGCUGAUGUUGCUUACAUUAGUGUGACAAUGAUCUCAAGUAGGGGAAAAUUCGAAACUCGGAAUUGAUGCUUGGUAAUGGAAAAUGAUGGCUUGAGUGGUAAUGUACUGAUUGAAUGGGCAAUAAAACGAAAUGGCAGAAAGGAGCAAAUGUGAGGUGAAUGUUGUGAUGAUACAGUGGGAGCUACAGAGUGACUUAACGACCUCUCCAAUCGCUGCCACUGAAAAGCCCACGACGCUGAAAUUAAAGCAAUGUGCUGCGGCUGAAGAGUGUCACAACACCUUUCUGAGAGCAUUCACUCACAAGUACUCACCCUGUAGAAGUUUUUUUUUUUUUUCCAGCUGUAGCCGGACUUAAUGUAUAACGAGGCCAGUGGUUAGGGGUUUGUACUAUGCCUGGGCUAUACAGAGGAUAAUCAGGUUGAAAUAGUUUUCCAUUUUCUCCCUGUAUAUGGUUCCACCAAUUCCCUCCCACCAAGAGAACACGAUGUCUGUCUCUCUCUCGACUCUCAGCCACAGGCUGCCAUGGCGUUGUUGGGAUUUGAGUUUGUUCUCUUGACCAUUGUGUGAACGGAGAUGAAAAUGAACCAACCCCUUCUGACCACUUAGAUUGAAGCAUUUAACAAUGCUGCGAUAUCAUAAAUGAGUACAAUAUUUGACUCUCCACUCUAAUGUAAGGCAACACCCACUGCUUCAUGUCAAAAUGCAACCCUGACAUCACACAUGAAAGACAAAUGACUGCUGAGCUAAGUUGCCAUCCACCAACUCUUAACUGUUGUUGAGAAAUUCUUCAGAUUCCGAGUGUCACAAUAAUUGAUUCAUGAGCAUAAUCCAAAAGUGGGAAUUUCUUGCCAGACAACGACCUGAAUCAUGAUCCAGGCCAAGAAAUUGGUGCAGUCGGUCAUAUCUGACACAUUUUCAAACAUUAGGAUUGUAUAAAUCAUGUAGCAUGACCCUGGCAUCAGUGACGGAAAGGUUGUAGAGGUCUUGAGCGAGCUUAUCAACACUUAACCCAUCAGUGUAUGUUUUGUAUGUGACUCUGUGCUCUGACCCUGACAUUCUAACCAAAGUUGGGUAAAUAUUUGCAAUAUAUUUGUUUUCAUUUUCAUCUACUGCAUUGUGAUUGUAGCUGUGCAUGAAUGUAAUCAGUGACUGUAACUCAGCCAGUGCUCAGAUAUGCAACGGAUCCACAACCCCCCCCCCCCCCCCAGUUUAUUCACGUUAAACUAACGUAUUCAAUCAGUUGUUGGGGAUUUGAAGUAAAGAUGUUUUGGCUACGAGCUUACAGAACACCCUUCGUAUUUCUAAAGGGAAAUGCUCCAGCUCUGGUGUUGUGGUCAUCUCUUCUGCACCAAGGUCAAAACAAGAACGAAUGUCCUCUCUAGCUUGCAUUUUUCUACCCAUUUGUUUUUUACUAAUCCCAGGAUUGCAUACUAACCGCCUAGUGUCAUCCUCCUGGAAUGUUUAUUUUGCUCUCACUGGUGACUGUUGAUCAUUUCAUUAGCUCACUGCAUUCAUUUUGUACCCCUUGGUCUUUAAAAAAAACCCUUCAGAUAUAAUGUCAUGAAACAGCUGCUGAGGAACGAGGAGAAGAGAAAGCAAACCUGGGUCUUGGUGACUGUUUCACACUCGCUGUAGAUGUAUAGAUAUUUCCUGAACUAGAUUUGGGUAGUUAUUUAUUCACCUGUGCUUCAUGCUCAUUCUCUCUGUGGGUGGAUCUGCAGCCCACUCAGUCAUUUUGUGGGGGGAAAAAACAAACAGAUAUAACUAUAUACAUGAAGGAUUGAGUUCUUUUUUUUUCUAAGUUAUGUUUUAAUUUAUAACUAAUGACAGGUUCUAUCAUGACAAGCUUUUGAGAUUGUUCACUUGGACCUGUGCUUAUCUGAUGUUGUAGUUAAACUGUGAUUUAAAAGAGAAAAAAAAAAAAGGAGGGCAAUGCUGCUAUUGCUUACAACUUGCUUCAAGUUUGUAGUUCCCAACUUCAUUAUUUCCCCCUUUUCUGUACUAAUAAGCAGAUCUUAUUAAACAUAGUUGUAUGAUGC
Molecule: messenger RNA, 7970 nt
Organism: Neoarius graeffei (lesser salmon catfish)
Lineage: Eukaryota; Metazoa; Chordata; Actinopteri; Siluriformes; Ariidae
Gene: cpeb3
Product: cytoplasmic polyadenylation element binding protein 3
Exons: 10
Coding region: 166-2289 (707 amino acids)
Biological process (GO): negative regulation of cytoplasmic translation
Cellular component (GO): neuron projection; synapse; cytoplasm
Molecular function (GO): mRNA 3'-UTR binding; ribosome binding; translation factor activity, RNA binding
Source: RefSeq, a predicted model, not a curated record